Molecule: messenger RNA, 1551 nt
Organism: Aspergillus calidoustus
Lineage: Eukaryota; Fungi; Ascomycota; Eurotiomycetes; Eurotiales; Aspergillaceae
Source: the annotation of a GenBank genome assembly
AUGGGUUCCCCCGAAAUCAAGAGCAGCAGCCUGGAGCCUCCACAGCCGUCUGCUUUGCCUGAGACGCCAUUGGACCUCAAACAUUGGUGGCGCCUGAAGAACCUUCGCACACUCAAUCUCCUACUCUUGAUUCCUCUUCUGUCCAUCUUUGCGCAGGGAUUCGAUGGAUCUAUGAUGAACGGUCUCCAGUCUGUUUCCCACUGGCAGAGCUACUUUGGUACUCCCACGGGUGGCACCCUUGGGUUUUUCAACGCUGCAUACCCGCUUGGGGGCAUUUUCGGCGUCUUCCUUAUCUCUCCCAUGGCCGACACGUAUGGCAGAAGAGUCGGUCUGGCUACGGGCGCUGCGCUCUGCUGUCUCGGUGCUGCCCUACAGGGUGGUGCGAUCAACAUGCCCAUGUUCAUCAUCUCGCGCAUUAUCAUUGGCGCAGGGAGUGUCGUUGUCGCUGGUGUUGGUGCUCCUUAUAUCACUGAAGUUGCCCACCCCGCCCAGCGCAGUACUGCCACUGCUUUAUUCCUGACCUUCUACUCGGUCGGAUCCAUCGUUGCAGGCUGGAGUACCUUUGGCACAUUCCGCAUCGACGGCACGGCCUCGUGGCGGAUUCCUUCAUCUUUACAAGCGGCCCCAUCGGUGAUACAGCUUGUCUUCGUCUGGUUUGUUCCCGAGUCCCCACGCUGGCUCGUCAGCCAGGGUCGGAAUGACGAAGCGCUCGCGAUCCUCGUCAAGUAUCACGGAGAGGGCAACAACAGUGACCCAGUUGUCCAAUUCGAAUACGAGGAAAUCCAGAGCGCCCUGAACUCGGAGAAGAACAUCUCCCAGAUGACCAUCAUCUCCUUCCUGCGCGAGUUGGUGAGCGGACCUGGAAACCGCAGGAGGAUGUUUAUCAUGGUCUGGGCCGCCAUCUGCUCGCAGAUGUCUGGCAACGCCUUUGUCUCGUACUAUUUGUCUCCGAUCCUGCACUCCGUCGGACUCAAGUCGGAUCUACAGCAGACUCUCAUCAAUGCCACGUCGCAAAUGGUCUCCUGGUUCAGCGCAUUGUACUUCGCGACUCUCCCUGCAAGACUCGGUCGUCGAACGCUCUUCCUCUGGUCGCUCGUCCUGAUGUGGGUGGUUGUUAUCUGCAUCACGGCUGGAAGCGCCGUUUUCGACCGGGACAUGAACAAGGCGGCCGGGUAUAGCGUUGUGGUAUUCCUAUACCUCUUCUCCCCAUGCUAUAACCUCGGAUUCAACGGCAACCUGGGCCUCUACAUCCCCGAGAUCCUCCCCUUCCACCUGCGGACCAAGGGGCUGUCGUUCUUCUACUUUGUGCAGUUCUGCUUCAUGAUCCUGUCGACGUUUGCGGUCCCCAUUGGGCUGGAGGAUAUCCAGUGGCGGCUUUAUAUUAUUUUCGUGGUCUGGAUCAUGGUCGAGUUUGCUGGGGUUUACUUCAUCUUCCCCGAGACCAAGGGGCCGACUCUUGAGGAGAUUGCGUCGAUUUUUGAUGCACCGGGCGCGAGGUUCAGGAAUGUAGAGGCUGGGCAGGCCAAACGUGAAGUUGAACAUAUCAGUUGA